Molecule: messenger RNA, 918 nt
Organism: Triticum urartu
Lineage: Eukaryota; Viridiplantae; Streptophyta; Magnoliopsida; Poales; Poaceae
Source: RefSeq, a predicted model, not a curated record
AUGGACCAGUUCCCAGACUGGCACCACGUGCGGCUGCGGAACCGCGCGCUCGGCGGGUACCUCCACGCCGCCGACGACGGGGAGAGCGUCGUCCUCCGCCGUGGGCGCGCCUCGCUGAACGCGGUGUGGGCGGUGCACCUCCGCCCCGACGGAGGCCGCGGCGUGCACCUGCUCCUUCACAGCGCCGCCUACGGCCGCUACCUCGCCAGCACGGCCGCGCCGGCGCCGCCCGGCCACCGCGGCUCCCGCGCCGGGCAGCGCGACUACGACCAUCCGGUGGUUCCGGACAUCAUGUGGGAGGUCGUCAGGGCGGGCUCCCAGGGCGACGUCCUGCUCCGCACCGUCGGUGGCCGCUACCUCCGCGCCAACGGCAGGUACCGCCGCUGGAACACCGGCGUCAGCGUCGACGGCGACUACAUCAGCACCAUGGCGCGCUGGGCCGUCGAGCGCAUUCCCCGCAGAGAGGCAGCUCCCGACCUUCCACCCCCGAUUCCGAUCCGCGUGCUGGGACGCUUCUCCGGGAUCAUCUUCGGGCCGCCAGAGCGAGAGGCAUGGCGGACGAUCCGGUUCUUCACCGAGAACGGCUUUUCCCAGGGGUUGUACCCGGAGAACGGCUGGAACGUGUUCCCGUUCCUCGGGAGGUCCGUCUUCCACCUGAACGAGGAACUGGACAUACGCGUCGGCGUCCUCAACGGGAGACCUGCCCCGCGGCUUCGUCAUGUGGUGCCUUCUUUCGGAGAGGCGGACCUGCCCGACGGCUUCGUCAUGUGCGUCCGAGCCGGCCGCCACGGGAGGCUCACCCCGCUUGUCAUCGACCUGCCCCGCGGCGGCGACGGCGAGACCCUCGAGAUUAUCGUGGCGCUCUCCGGGACCCAAGUCUAUCAUGAGCUGCGACACCCGGAUGUUGACGCAGCGUAG